This is a messenger RNA of Zootoca vivipara (common lizard), 4751 nucleotides long. NCBI's taxonomy places the organism in Eukaryota, Metazoa, Chordata, Lepidosauria, Squamata, Lacertidae. The record is from RefSeq and is a predicted model, not a curated record.
CUGCGGCUGUUGAUGAUACAGAAUUUCCUUAGGGUUCGGUAUGUUUAAAUCUGGACUUGGACCAGAUAGCCCUUCAAAUAGAGGACUGCCCUUUGUAAGGUAGGACACAUGCCCUCCCUGUUGGUGGAAGGGACCUCUGUACUCUCUUUGCACCCCACCAUAUAAAAAAAAACAGCGUCAUGAGGGGGUGCCUUCAGUAAUCGCAACAGGAUACAUAGGUUAGUUAUUUCAUUUACAAAUGAAUUGCUUCUGAUGAGCAUCUCAAAGCCAAAAGCAACACAAUAAAAAAAAUGUAUAUAAAACAAUUGCAUGUAUAAAAGCAAGUUUUCAACAAUUACGUAUAAAGCAAUGAAAACAUUUUAUAACCCAUUUCAAAUCCAACACAGGUACCAACCAGGAUAGCAAGCUCUGCUUCAAAGGAGACAGAAUAACGUCUACUAAAAGACAAUGGAGAUGACAGUUAUAUUUGUUGCGUAGUUAAAUUUGUAUGGCACGCUCCUCCUCAAUCUCAAGUGUUGUCUUUACAGAACUCAGCAGCGAUGAGCAUAGGGGCAAAAACACUUGCCCCUGCCUGUCAUUGGCUACUGGGGGAGGGCUGGUUAUUGGGCCUUCUCAAUCGUGGCACUCCCACCCAUCAGAUGUCAAGGAGAUAAGUAACUCUACAACCCUUAAAAGACAUCUGAAGGAGGCCCUGUAUAGGGAAGUUUCUAAAGUUUAAUGUUUUAUUAUGUUUUUAUAUACGCUGGAAGCUGCCUAGAUUGGCUGAGGCAGCCCAGUCAGAUGGGCGGGGUAUAAUAAUAAAAUUAUUAUUAAUGUUGGUUUGCUUUGCUUUUGUUCUUGUCUUCAUUAUGUAUUCUGAGUUUUUAAUCUUGCAUUUUUCUGCUGCUGGGAACUGCCCUGAGGUCUACAGAUGAAGGGCUGUAUACAAUUUUUUUAGUUUUAUUGUUGAUAAUAAUGAUGGCAAUGACAAUACUGUUGGUCUCCAUGCUUUCCACCCCACCAGUCCCAGUGGGGGAAAAUAUAUUUCUAAGGGAGGAUCCCUGUAAUUUGUUGAGAACGCAAGCUAUAUGAAAACAGCUGUGCCUACUCACCCAUUAUUUAUACACCAUAAAUAAGUAAAUCUGGAAGGGAAAUCUUAUCUCUCCACCAUAAAGUAUGUCAUCUCCCCCCAUGCCUGCUUCUCCAGGACGAACAGAGUCAAUGCACUUUUUUACCCAUCAUACGGUAGGAGGGUUUUAUGCCCAUACCAGCUGUUCCUUUCAAUGUUCCCAAAAAGCAGUGGAAGAAUAAGCGAAGCCCUCCCUCUCUAGAGCUAUUGCAUUACUUUCGCCUGGUACCUGGUCCAGGAAGGCAGCUUUCAGAAACAUUUCCUUGCAUACACAAAAGCUAGGGGCUUGGCUUCACGUGACAAGAUCCGGCAGACUCAAAAGAAACACACACACACUACAUUAACAUCCAUGCAGCCCCUGAAUAAUUAAAGUGUCUCUUCAAGCUGAAUGCAUUCACCGAGUAAUUAAUCAGUCAGUAGGAGAAAAUGUGCUCCCUUUAGGAAGCCAACAAUGCCGGCUGUUGCAUCUUUUGUCUGACUUAAACAAAUGAGGUGGCAGACAUGAUGGUGCAGAUCAGAAAUUUUGGAACAUGCACAAUCCGCAUUGAACACACUUGCCCUUAUGACAUUCUGUGCACGGAAAAGCCACUUUGCAAAUUCCCUUUUCUUUCAUCAGGCACCUGAGAUCUUUAAAGUGUAACUAAAAAAUGGAAAAUGGAAUGCAAGAGAGACAUGUUUGCCAACAAAUGUAUCGUGCAAGGGCACAUCAGGAGUGAUUGUUGGUUUGCACUGACUCUUGAGCAUGCAUUUGUUUAUUAAAUUUGUAGAGCGCCCUUCAUUCGCAAACCUCAAGGUAGUUCACAAAGUAAAAAUGCAAUAUAAAAGCACGAAAUACAUGAUAAAGACACUUCACGGGCAAACAUCAGUUGGCCUUUGUGUAAUGUACAAAACACCAUAUUUAUGGGGACUGAUGCACGUCUGCCUCAUGUAGAAAAUCACAGGUUUGAUCCCCAACCCUUGCAAUUCCCCGUCUUCCUCCAAUGAGCACAGUGUGGUGGGAAAAUAUAGAUCACCCAUGUGGAGUAAUUAAUAGAAGACUUGGCUGUAUACCUAGAUCCAAAGCCCUGAAUUAAACACACUCUCCAGUAACGGAGCCCCAGCUGAGUUUAAAAAUAAUAAAAUGUGCAACAGUGAAGUGUUAGGAAUAUAGGCUGUUAGACCCCGUUUAAUACAGUAUCCUGUUUGGUCCACUUACAGCCACCACCACACUGCCCCCCGCCCGCCUCUACCCCUCUCGCAAUGAACAGACCACACCAUUAGUAAGUUUAAAUGCUUUACUUACAAACUACAACGGUCAGAUUCUUUAUUGGUCAGAUUCAGCAAGAGGAACAGAUGCAGAAACUUCCUGGGAUACCAAAUACAGAAAAAUACUUCAGAGCAUGAGGCCUGGGCUUGAAGGGGUCAAGCCCAGGCAUGUUGCCUGGUCAACUUCACAUGAUGGGAGAGAAUGAAAAAAGGAAGUUUUGCUUCCUUCCAAGAUGGGGGGACGUGACUUGCCAGUAGUUAAGUCUGAGAAAACUCUAUGGUCUUGACCUCUUAAGAGUUGAGCUUACUAGUUCUGACUGCAAUUGGCCACACUCAGGGUGACGACACACAUUAUAUUUUAACCAACGGGUAUCCAUCGCUGUGUUUCGUAGAAUUGGGACCCCAAGGACCAUCUAAUACAAUGCCCUGCAGUGCAGGAAAUCUUUUGCCCAGUGUAGAGCUCGAACCCACAAUUCUGUGAUGAAGAGUCGCACAUUCUAUCGACUGAGCUAGAUUGAUAGUUGGCUUUUAUAUAUAAUGGACUGAAAAUUGUACAAUAUCCACAUGUAAUUGCUGUUUGUACUGUGAGACCCUUUGGACAUUUAGGUAAAGAAUUUGCAUGAGCUGCAGUGGCAGGCGGCUCCACAGAGGGGCCAUUUCACAGACCAGGGCCGGCCUGCCUGCCUGCAGUGACCCUCAAAAGCAACUCUCCUGAUUGGUCCAUCCAAGACAAUCCUCACCUGAGUCACACAUUUGAGCAAUGCAUGACACAGGACUCUUGUCACAAAGGCCUGUGCUGCUAACACACUGGCUCUAGCAACCCUCUGAGCACCCUCCACCACCCACCACGGCUGCUGCUGCUGCUUGCUCUGGCUGCGGCAGAGGGAACAGGGCAAGGGGGAGAUGAGUGGAAAGAUGCUGCACUGACUUCCAGCUACCGGUUUCCCCCCGCCUUCCAGCUAUGGCUGUGCCAGGGGACAAAGUCUACAGCUGCCUCCCUUUUGGAGAGACACACCAGAAGCUGCUAGCCACCAUCCUGAUUGUGCUGGGACUUCUCGCUUUACUGGAAUAUGCCGUCAGACUGAUUUCUUUGGGCUGGAUUAGCAUCUCUCCGUUAAUGAGGAAAAUACAUGACUCUUGCUUCAAGAAAGGCAGCCAACUUCUGAAGACCAUGAAGGUCCUCUCCAGCAGCAAGAGACUGUGGAAGGAGUCACUGCUGCUCAGAAGCCGCAAGAAGCUCUCCAGCAUGCGCUUCCGCUGCAUCGUGGAGCCCGUCAAAGUCACAGUGAAGAUGAGCAGCCUGCAGGAGCCCAAAGCGUGCUGCUCGCAGGGCGGCCGCAAGAGCAAGGCCUACUACUCUGGCGAGUGGUCCAGCCACCACGACACAGAUGACAAGAAGGCCAGUUGGUACAGGAGACCGCAACGCCGACAGAGCAGCCCGUGCAGCUCCCACCCCUCAGACACCGAAACCCCCCAGCCGGCGUGCCCCGCCGGCUCUGUUGCCUCCUGGGUGCGUUUCAACUUCAGCCCCCCGCAGCGCGCCACCGAGGCCGCGAGCAGCUUGGCCCGCUGCGGGGCCCACACGCGGAACCACCAAAGAGCCACCGGCGACAAGCACCACAGCUCGGACGUCACCAGGGAGGGUGCCCAUGGGCAGAGGUUCCUGCAGCACUCGGUGGGCAUGAACACCGAGGAGCCUGCUCCCCGCUCCCCAGAACCCCCUCACGAGCACUUCAACCCCCAGUCCAGCGAGACAAAUUUCAUCCCCAGCCCCAUCUUGCCGGGCCCUAGGCGGGUGGUGUACUCUGCCCUGGCUUCGGAUGCGGCGUCCAGGACCCACCUCAACGGCGAGGAGUACCCCUACCCGCAUUCCCCAAGAGGGCCGCGGCACCGCCUCGGGCCAGAGUGGCAGCAGCGCUUGCCCGCGGCGCAGCAGGCCGAAGUGUAUGUUUACCUGGUCAGCCCUCCGCUGCCCAGCCCGGAGCACAACCCCGACCAGCCCAACCACCCAUUUUCCACAUCCCAAGGCAUCUCCAGAAAGGACGUUCUCGCCAGCAGGGUGUCUCUCAGCCACAGCAGGGGCAGUUCCAGCCAGGGACCAGCAGGGCAGGGGGGCAGCAACACCCACAAGCAGCGCAAGAGCAUCUGGGAGAGGAAGCACCAGCAGAGGUCCAUGCAGCCGAAUCCGGACUAUGAGAAGCUGGCAGGAGGCAACGGUGGCGCCAGCCUGGGCCACCACGAACCCUUCUCCCACAAUCCCCCUCUCCUGGCAGACAGGGGGAGGGGAGGUCUCGAUGCAACACCACCCACCAUUGCCAGCUAAAGGUGCCUUUCAGAGGGGACGGGCUCCUGAAAGGAGCAAAUGGCAACCUCUCCCGUUUCGUUGAAUACCCUUUGA